Dibothriocephalus latus is the source of this 219-nucleotide messenger RNA. The record is from the annotation of a GenBank genome assembly. NCBI's taxonomy places the organism in Eukaryota, Metazoa, Platyhelminthes, Cestoda, Diphyllobothriidea, Diphyllobothriidae.
AUGCGGGAACACCUCCCGGCAUGGCUAGCCAAAGGUGAAAUCAAAAACAUCAGCAACUCUAUCCUUGCCCACAUGAUUGACUCCGGACAUCGUGUGGACCUCAGCGAAGGCUUUAAGGUAAUUUACAAGGUCCCACCAGACUACCUAAAGUUCCUGGGUCAAAGUUUGCGAGCAACAGCAGAUGCAACCGAGAUCUGGUUGAGGAAGCCGGUUUUGUGA